AUGAAUUCAGACUUGUUUGUCGAUACUUCUUUCGGGAAAUUACCCUUACUAUUUGUAUUUGAUCUUGAUUACACACUUUGGCCUUUAUGGGUCGAUACUCUUGAACCGCCAUUCAAGGCGGUUCCUUCAGAACUGUACAUGGUGGAAGACAAAAAUAAUUACGAAAUUAAAUUGUAUCCUAAUGUUCCACAUAUUCUGAACUUUAUCAAAAAGAAUAUCCCGGGUUCCAAAAUUGCAGUUGCUUCUCGAACCGAUAAGCCAAAAUGGGCACGCGAAAUACUCUCAUUGAUGUCAUUCCCAGCGCAACCAAAAGGAGAGACAAUUGUAUCGUUGAGCGAAAUAAUCGACUUUGCAGAAAUUUAUCCCGGCUCAAAAUUGACACAUAUGUCAGCGCUGCGUGAUAAAUCCGGGAUUUCGUAUGAGGACAUGAUCUUUUUUGAUGAUGAGAUUCGGAAUAGUGAGGUUGAGCAGAUUUUGGGCGUGAAGUUUGUUCUUGCGUCGGAUUAUGAAGGGUUGACAAUACGUACGUUUAUGAAUGGUUUAAAAGAAUUCGGGAAUGAUAAUCAAUAG
Ambispora gerdemannii is the source of this 570-nucleotide messenger RNA. The record is from the annotation of a GenBank genome assembly. Lineage: Eukaryota; Fungi; Glomeromycota; Glomeromycetes; Archaeosporales; Ambisporaceae.